Messenger RNA from Dentiscutata heterogama, 219 nucleotides. NCBI's taxonomy places the organism in Eukaryota, Fungi, Glomeromycota, Glomeromycetes, Diversisporales, Gigasporaceae. The record is from the annotation of a GenBank genome assembly.
CAUGGACGUCCACCAAAUAAACGUAUCAAGUCAUCAGCAGAAAAUGAUUUACACAAUGAUACUAAAACUAGCAUUAGUGCAAUUAAUCCAUAUUCAUCUGAAUUAACAACAAGAACUCCAUUUCAUACUUUUAACAAUAAUUCAAAUAAUCAAGCAGAUACUUUAUUUGAUAGUUCUACCAAAGCAACUCAAGGCAUAAAUGAAAAUACGGCUAAAUGA